Messenger RNA from Peromyscus leucopus (white-footed mouse), 2017 nucleotides. RefSeq names its product ring finger protein 223 (gene Rnf223). The record is from RefSeq and is a predicted model, not a curated record. Lineage: Eukaryota; Metazoa; Chordata; Mammalia; Rodentia; Cricetidae. The coding region runs from base 865 to 1632 and encodes 255 amino acids. The transcript is spliced from 2 exons. Gene Ontology annotation, biological process: protein ubiquitination. Gene Ontology annotation, molecular function: ubiquitin protein ligase activity.
CUCAAACUCACAGAGUUCCAUCUCUGCCUUCUGAGUUUAAAUUAAGGGAUUAAAGGUGUGCACCACCUCCACCCAGCAUCUUUAAUAUUCUUAACUUGGCCCACCAUCUAGGCUGUUGCCCAGGCCUGCCUAGCCCUGAUCUCUCACCCCUACUUCCUGGACUCCAGGACAAGGAGUUCCCCAAAGGCAGUAGGGUGCUGAAGCAGCAGAGGACAUUGGUGGGCACAGGUAGAUGGGGCAGAAAAGUGAAAAUUAGGCUGUGUCUGAGUAUGUGCUAAGCUCAGUGAAGGGUUUCUGAGUAUACUUGGGACUAGGUGGGCACACUUGCUUUCCAAAGGAUAGGGACUUUGUCUGAGUACUGAGCAUCUACUUUCAGUCUGGAGUCCUAAGACCAGAGGCCUGUGCUGAUCCUAGACCCAUCCCGACUCUAACCCUUCUCCUGGCUCCCCGCCCAUUCUGAGCCUGCCAGGGAGAGACCAGCCAAUCUCUGGUGUUCAGGGUGUUUAGGGCCACACCCCCAGCUGCCAUUAUCUGGAGGGUAUAAAUAAACCUGCUUCAAAGCUCAUGGCCUGAGAAUUCACACCUGUCUCAGUCAGCCAGCUCUUGGAUGAACACACACAUCCUACCUCCCAUUCCCACAUACACACAGAAGAGGUGCGCCAGCUAAACCGGUACCACAAGAAGGCUGUUGGCUCUAGGCCUGUGGAGGAACACCUGCCAAGUGGAGCAGAGGCUGAGCCGAACCUGAAGGAGGGGGAACACGCUCUGCUAGAGCUGGUCAGCCUAGAGGCACAGAGCUUUGCUGUGGCCAGUGAAGAGGAUCAUGCCCAGGAACUGCUGACUCCCAGCUACCAGCUCAGAAUCAUGUCAACAGGCCAGCGGGUAUGGCAUACAGCUAUGCUACCCCACCACCAGAGCAGCUCCACAGCCACAGUGCCCAGGUCUCCUGGCCCAGUUGGCAGCCCCAGAUCCCCCAGUACUCCUGGCUCAGAGAAGGUGGCCUCCCCACUAGAGUGUUCCAUCUGCUUCUCAGGCUAUGACAACAUCUUCAAGACACCCAAGGAGCUCUCCUGUACUCAUGUCUUCUGCCUUGAGUGUUUGGCUAGGCUAGCAGCUGCCCAACCUGCAGGCCGUCCUGGCAGAGAAGCUGUACCCUGCCCGUUCUGCCGGCAGCCCACAACUGUACCUGCCGCUGGGGCUCCUGCACUGCGCACCAGUCGUCAGCUACAGGCCAAGAUGCCAGUGCACCUACAGAGGGAGGAGUCUGUGUGGCUUGAGGGUACCAAACUAUGUUGCCGCCCUUUGCCCACCACUUCUGGCCAAGAGGCCAGUGGCGUUGUGUGUGUGGAUGUAGGCCUGAGCAAACCAGCUGAGCCCACCCUACCUGCGCCUGUCCAGGACCCUGCACCCAACCAAGGCUGUCUGGCCCGCUGUUGGGCACGAUUUGGAGACUGGCGUCGUGUAGCACUGGUUUCUGUGCUGUUGCUGGUGCUAUUUUGUGUGGUGCUCUGGCCGGUGCAGUGCGCACUCAAAACUGGAAAUCUGCGCUGCAUUAACCGGCCACCUGCAGCCACUGCCACUCUCACUCCUACUACCGAUGCCCGCUUUCUUGGGCCCCUAGCCAACAACUAGGGUCAACACUUGAUCCAGGCCAGCUAUCCCACUUGCUCCAUGGAUGGAUCCUGACUUACAUAGGUCAAGAACACAGCAGCUUUGGAAGUUGGUCCUCCAGAACCAAGGACACAUAUAUGUCCCUCAGUCUCUAGGGUUAUGUGCCAAUGGGGACAAAAAAGUCCUCAAAGCCUCUAAGAAAUACAGGCUUCUAAGGGCCCCAGAAACUGCCCUCUGACCCUGUCAUACAGAUGGGGAAAGGAACCCAGGAACGUCUGGUUAGGUCCCUGACCUUCCUAAACAUACUGAAUUGCCAAAAAAGCAGGAGUUUGCCAUCCUUCCUUCCUUUUUUAAAAUUAAUUAAGUUUAUUCAUUUAUUUUACAUCCUGACUGAAGUUUCCAUCCC